Molecule: messenger RNA, 1155 nt
Organism: Psammomys obesus (fat sand rat)
Lineage: Eukaryota; Metazoa; Chordata; Mammalia; Rodentia; Muridae
Gene: Nppa
Product: natriuretic peptide A
Exons: 3
Coding region: 452-910 (152 amino acids)
Biological process (GO): negative regulation of systemic arterial blood pressure; cGMP biosynthetic process; neuropeptide signaling pathway
Cellular component (GO): extracellular region; cytoplasm; nucleus
Molecular function (GO): hormone receptor binding; hormone activity
Source: RefSeq, a predicted model, not a curated record
CGUCAGCCUCUGCUUCCCUGCAUGGGUCCCGUUGCCAGGGAGAAAGAAUCCUGAGGCGAGAGCCCAGGAAGAUAACCAAGGACUCCUUUCUGCUCUUCUCACACCUUUGAAGUGGGGGCCUCUUGAGGCAAAUCAGCAAGAAUGUGGCUCCUGCAGCGGAGGACCUGGGGUGGGAGGUUACUGGAGCUGCUCAAGGAGAAGGGGCUGUGACAAGCUUUGCUGAACUGAUAACUUUAAAAGGGCAUCUUCUGCUGGCUCCUCACUCCAUCGCUUUAUCACUGCAAGUGAUAGAAUGGGGAGGGUUCCAGCCCUCCUGCGUUCUCAGAGGGCUGGGGGGCUAUAAAAACAGGAGACACUGGACAUCUGGGAGACAGUGACGGACAAAGGCAGACAGAGAGAAACCAGAGAGGAGUGAGCAGAGGCAGCAAACAUCAGCUUGUGUGCCGACAGCAUGGGCUCCUUCUCCAUCACCAUGGGCUUCUUCCUCUUCCUGGCCCUGUGGCUUCCGGGCUAUAUUGGAGCAAACCCCGGGUAUGGUGCACUGUCCAGUGCCGGCCUGAUGGAUUUCAAGAACCUGCUGGACCGCCUGGAGGAGAAGACCCCGUUAGAAGAUGAGGUCCUAGCCCCACAGGCCCUGAGUGAGCAGAACGACGAAGCAGGAACGGCGCUUAGCUCCCUCCCUGAGGUACCUCCCUGGACUGGGGAGGCCAACCCAGCUCAGAGAGAUGGCAGUGCCCUCGGGCGUGGCCCCUGGGACCCCUCCGAUAGAUCUGCCCUCUUGAAAAGCAAACUGAGGGCUCUGCUCACUGCUCCUCGGAGCCUACGGAGGUCCAGCUGCUUCGGGGGUAGGAUCGACAGGAUUGGGUCCCAGAGUGGCCUAGGCUGCAACAGCUUCCGGUACCGAAGAUAACAGCCAGGGAGAACAAGGCAGCCAAAUCCGCUGGAGCAGAUGGCAGCAGAUCCUAAGCUCCUGCGGUGCGUCACCCAGCUUGGUCUUUCAUUGCCACUGAGGUGUGGCGAACGCCCCACGGGAGCUGCGGCUCCCUGUCUUCAUGUAGAUGAGUGGUCCGAGUGAGGCGUUGCCUCUCCCACCCUGCAUAUUACGGUAGAUCCUCACCCCAGCUAGAAAAAGGUUUUGAAUAAACUUCAGCACCA